Trematosphaeria pertusa is the source of this 1227-nucleotide messenger RNA. RefSeq lists its product as uncharacterized. The record is from RefSeq and is a predicted model, not a curated record. Lineage: Eukaryota; Fungi; Ascomycota; Dothideomycetes; Pleosporales; Trematosphaeriaceae. The coding region runs from base 1 to 1227 and encodes 408 amino acids. The transcript has 2 exons.
AUGGCAAGCGACUCCGCCAGCAAACAGGCACGACGGCUGCCCAACUUUUCCGCUCAUUGCAUCUUCACAAAAGAGCAGAUGCAGAUGUAUAUUUUCUGGCUGCGAAAUACGAGGAAAUCAUCGGGCCUCAACAUACAAAAUCCGCCUUUCCCCACCCCAUUCGAGUUCAACGCCUUCAUCACGUGGCUGAGCCCGACGCCGAAGGAAGCUCGACGGCCAUGUAAGCACCCUCGACAUCCGUUCGAUAAGUUCUCCAUGGUUUUCUGUCCCGUGUGCACGUAUGAGAUUCAUGCGACCUUUCUGAAGUGGAUCGAGUGUGCCUGGGAGAGGAAAGGGGGGCCAUUCAAAGGCGCGUUGGAGGCAGACCAGGAGUACUCACAGUUGAAGGCUGCAUGGCAUUUCGCGAAGACCGAGCUUGCCAACCAUGUUAACCUUGUCGAAGCACUGGCGACGACACAAAAGGAGUGGGAGGUAAAGAACCCUAACGUUGACGUCGAAGGCGUCCGGUCUUAUAGGGCGGUCCUGGAGAUGCAUUGGACCCAAAGCGCUAAGGAUGUGGGACAAAAAGUAAGCAAGAAAGGAACAAAAGUCUCCUUCACACCCGACACCAAAGACUUUUCGAGCGAGACAAGCCGCACGAACGCCCACUUCAACCGCCGACACAACAAUUACAGCGCAGGUAAAUACGCUUGCCAUACGAAAGACGGCUGGAUGGACACCUCGUGGGCGAGGUCUUCCACCGCCUCGCUGCUUCAACUCAAGCUCUUCAUCGCGGAGUCACCCUCUGAUAUGAAGGGGAAGCCUCCGGGCAACGCAAAGUUCGUCGGACCUUUGGUAUCGUACCAAUAUCACCUCGCGAUUGUGAACUGGAUGAAGGACUUCCGCGAGCGGAGCACGAUUUCCGAACAGGCGAAGUUGGCGACGCUAAUGAGUACGUGCGACGCACUGCUGGUAUUGAAGCCGGAAGAGGAUAUUACAGGGGAUAAGGUUCGGGUCAUCGUGAGGGACGUGCGGCCUUUCUGUACGGAGAAAGACGCUGAAGCACGUAGACUAGAGGAAGCAUUAUGCAGCUUUCAAACGCAGCCCUCGAACGAGGUCUGCGAUUCUUCCGACUGCGUUGACGAUGUAAUGGACUGGGAGUACGUCCAAAAUCACAUGGAUGUCGAUAUGCCUGUGAACUUGCAGGACACGCUCGAUCCAGAGAUGAGGGCACAGACUUAUCGGUAA